ACCAAAGAAGAAGCGGAAGAAGGGUCCGGAGCACAGAGGGACUCUCCCGAGGAGUCAUUAGCAGGAUAACCCGAGUUAAGGCGUCCAUCUGCAGUUGUCUUGUCUCUGUUUGACUCUUGGGUCGGUAGAAAAUGUCCAGGUUUCAGGAUCUUGAAGAUUUCUUCAGCCGGCGGCUGCUCGCUGCUGUUAACGGAGACCUCUCAGGACGAUCAGCAACAUCUGUGUAUGAAGAGGAGCUCCAACGGCAAAGAAAACUGCUGAGUGUGAUUUUAAUGCCUGAAAUCAAACUGAAGAGAGCAGGUUAGUUCACCUUCUUCUUCUUCUAAAACGGAGGAGAAGAAGAAGAAGAAGAAGAAGAAGAGAGGAGUCUUUGGAUUCAUUAUGAAUGAAUUGAAUGAAUGAGUGAAUUAUAUACAUUUAUGUUGUUUUUAUGUGGAUUCUCUGUCUCUGUCUCUUUCAGACACUGUUCACAUAAUUAUAGUUAUGCUGUAAUAUCAUAUUACUAAUAUCGUAUCCACUGUGCCAAACGGAGGAGCUCUUCCUUCCUUUCCUGCUUUAAUUCAUGAUUUAAAUUCUUUUUUUAAAGGUAAAGAGUUAAGUCUGGACUUUUCUAAACUAAAACUGAUUUUUAUUUCAUUAUUUCGCUGCUCUGUUUUCCACGUCCAUGAAUCCGUUCAUCGUUGAUCAUCAAUGAUACUUUUGUGAAUUCACUUUUAACAUGGAUUUUUGUAAGAAAAUCAAUUUCUGGUAUCUUUGGAAACUCAGUUUUCUUUCACUUUUGACGUGACUGCAGGGAUGUGGCACUUUGGCAGCAGGCAGCGUCCAGGCUGAGGUGGAGAGUAGGGUGGAGGUGGAAUUCCCGCUCAAAUAUAAGCGAAGUUCUGCGUUUAUGUCUGUAGACAGGAUGAUGAGAUAUGAGCAGCAGUCUGGGCGUCUUUACUGGACAGACGUUAGAGACCAAACCUACAGAGGAAGCUGCUGAUGCUCCUCUUACUCACUUUCAUGCUGCUGAGAGUGUAUCUGAACAUUAUAGAUCUGUAUUACACUCUGUGUGUGUGUGUGUGUGUAGGUACAGAUCGGCCUUUUUACUGCAGCCUCUUAACUCUGAGGUCGUCUCAGUCAGACUGUUUUCUGCUCAAAGACUUCAGGAAAGUUCAGACUAAUCCAAACAAACCGUGAAUCUCAGAGCAGCGUGACAUGUCCUCGGUAACGUCCUGGAGGGUAGAUAAGAUGGAACAGCGUGCACUUACACAGCUGUUAAGUGUGUGGCUGAGGGUGUGUGUGUGUGUUGUGUGUGUGCAUGGUGGAGAAAGCCCAUAACACAUUGAGAUAUAUGUUUGAUUGCAAAUACAUUGACAUGCAUAUAUCCUGCAUUGCACAAGCUGAACAUAAUCGGCUGCAAACUAAUAUGUAAAUAAUGGAAAGUGUUUAACAAGGUGGUUGCAGGAAUCCUAUAAGCAAGCUAAGAUUAACUGCGUUGUCACGGCUCUGUAUAUGGUGCCUAAAGUUGGGAGAAUUGUGACACAAAACAGACUGUUGGUGAGGUUGGACUUUUUGGAUUGUCUGCGUAAGGUUGUUGGUGAAGCAGAAUUUGGUGUUGGUACAGUAGUCUGAGAAAGGUUGAGCAAAGACGCAGUUAGAGUGUGUAAGCUGAGGCAGGGGUAAAAGUUGUGUGGUAGGGUGUGGCACAGACAGAGAGCAGGAGAAGUUGACAGUCCGAGAGUCAGACUGAGACUGAGAGAAGUAGGAAGUAAAAGGGGAAGUGAGGUCAAUUCCGCUCUCACUCAGCCCCGAACGAGCCCCCACCCUUGCGUGAGCCAAAAACAAAACUCUCUCUCUCCCCCACAACGUCGGUGUCUGAUAGUCAACAACCGGACUUCUUUUGUAAACAUGCACAUAUUUUUGCUGGCCGGCUCUGCCAAUUUUCCUCUCUGGGCUGGAGAUAACAAUGACCUGGACUCUCUCUGGCUGUAUCCUGUUUCUCAAUGACUUGGCUCAAAAACAUGUCCAUAAUUCGCUCCCACUCAGUGAAGUCAAAGCUCGUAGUGAAGUAAAGAAGUGAGUGACGGUUCCUUACAGUGCUCGCUCUACCAACAAAGCUGAACCAGUGCCCAGAUUUUAUCUCAUUUUAAAAAGAUUGUUUGAAUUUUCUUCACAACCAUCUUGAAACCAGGGUCAGGAAUCAGGUCAGGGCCUCUUGGUUGAGAGGAAUUAGUCAGUUAAAACAAAUUCUCCUUCGAUAAAACACCAAAAUAAAAUCUGGUUGGUCUGUUUAGGAGUUGAUUAAAUUUAACUUGUAGGGGAGUUUGAAAAUUAAAAGCAAGAAUCUCUAUCCAAAGUUUGUCUCCAACAUAGAUGCCAAGCUUUUCUUGAUGUGUCUUUCUGUACUUUGGUGUUUCCUGCAGAUGUCCAGCAGCUGUCAGUGAUUAAAGAGGAACCUCUUGAGCUCCAGGAGUGGAGCCCUGAUCUAAACCAAAAGGACACCAAGCACAUGCACAUUAAGGAGGAGGAACUCUGGAGCAGUCAGGAGGGAGAGCAGCUUCAAGGGUUUGAGGAGGCUGAGGCCACCAUGUUCCCAUUCACUGUUGUCAUUGUGAAGAGUGAAGAGGAUGAAGAAAAACCUCAGCCUCCACAGCUUCACCCAAAACCAAUUCAAAAGAUGGAAACAGGAGAUGAUGGAGAAAUCUGUGGAGUUUCAGAACCAGCUGGAAACUCAAAUCCUGUGAGUGAUAACAGGUCAGAAGACUCCUCUGAGACUGAGGAUGAUGAUGAUUGGAAGGAGACCAGAGAGGAUCAGUCAGGAUUAAACUCUGGGAAAUUAAUGAAAAGAAGAGGACAGAAAACUGUCAAGAAAUCUCACAGCUGCUCUGAUUGUGGUAAAAGAUUUAACUAUAAAGAGGCUCUGAAAAGACACAUGUUAGUUCACACAGGAGAGAAACCUUUCAGCUGCUCUGAGUGCGGUAAAAGUUUUUCACAAAAACAGCAUCUGGCCAGACACAUGUUAGUUCACACAGGGAAGAGACUCUUCGCUUGUUCUGAUUGUGAUAAAAGAUUUAUACAAAAAGUUGAUCUGACACGUCACCUGGCAAAUCACAGAGGAGAGAAACCUUUUAGUUGCUCUGAAUGUGGUAAAAAAUUUAGCAAAAAAUUUAACCUGAAAGCUCACAUGGUGUUUCACAGAGGGAAGAAGCCCUUCAGCUGCUCUGAGUGUGGUAAUGAAUAUUAUGAUCAAAGAUCUUUGACCAGACAUGUGUUAGUUCACACAGGAGAGAGACCGUAUGUCUGCUCUGAAUGCAGUAAAAGUUUUAGACAACAAGCUCAUCUGACCUCACACCUGCUCAUCCACAGUGGAGAGAAACCCUUCAGCUGCUCUGAGUGCGGUAAAAGGUUUUACCGCAACACACAUCUGAAUUCACACAUGUUCAUGCACAGUGAAGAGAAACCUUUCAGCUGCUCUGAGUGUGGUAAAAAAUUUAGCCAUAAAUAUCUGCUGACAGCUCACAUGGUGUAUCACACAGGACAGAAACCCUUCAGCUGCUCUGAGUGCAGUAAAAGGUUUUACUGUGAAAUGCAACUGACCUCACACAUGUUAGUUCACGCAGGGGAGAAACCUUUCAGCUGCUCUGACUGUGGCAAAAGAUUCACACAGAGAGCGACUCUGGCCAAUCACAUAAUAAUUCACAGAGGAGAGAAACCUUUCAGCUGCUCUGAGUGUGGUAAAAAAUAUUGUGAUGAAAGAUAUCUGACCUCACACAUGUUAGUUCACACAGGGUGAAGAAAGAAAACAGUUUAUCUGCAACAAAAAUUCUCUUAGUCUCAGUUUUCAUAAAUACACAACUCUGAAAAAGGGAAAGACUCCAGCGCUUCAUCAAAACUAAUCAGGGGAGAAGGAGGAUGAAGAAACAGGAGCUGAUGGAAGGAUGGAGAACCUGAACAAGUCAGAAAAUGAGGAUUACAACAAGAGACUGUGGAGGAGACUCUUCCAACCCUGAGUCUGAGGACCGGGAUGAUUGGACCUGGACCAGAGACCACAAACAAAUUCACAAAGAAUGGACUGGGGCUGAGAAUGGCAUCAAGAAUUUUCCAUCAUUUCUGACCGUCCAGAACUGCUGAGAGUAACAUCAGUGGUUGUGCCAGGCUCAUUGUAUGAGACUUCAUGUAAAGAUGCAUCAUUUCCAUGUCUUUUCAGAGGUGGUCUUGUCGGAAUGAUCAUUGAACAGUUGGACCACAUAUAUGUAAAGUUACACUUGAAGGGUUUUUAUCUGGAUUGGAUGUUUGAUGUUGUUUAGGUACCUGAUUAAAGCAUCACUUUAUCCAUCCUCAUGCUGUAAACCCUUCCUCCUUGUUAGGUUCGGCACCGACCCGCUUUAAUCAGCUUUUUAGCAUCAAGACUUUAUGACUUUGUCAGGAACCUCUAUUUCAAUAAAAUGAAAAUUAGUCAAAUUAAAUUGACUAAAUAAUAAAAUGCUCUUAUUAAAAUGAUGGCACUUGUUGUGUUUGGGUCACUGUUGACCCUGUUAGAUCAAUAUCUAAUAAUUCAAGCUAAAACUGGAAUCAUAAGUGCGCUGACAGUCAGAUCCUCGUCCAAUCAUGUGAGAUUUAGGAAAUUCUCAUUUUUCCAUGUUUUUCUCUGUGAGAUGAAUUCAGUGUAGAUGUCUGUGUGAGGGGUAUACUGACAAAGAAAGGCUCAGGGGACCACGACAAAAAAUAUUAUGAUCAAUAUUUUCAUGGAUAAUGAAGCCGAACAAGGUAACCUAGAGAUGAGAACCAAACUGGACCAUAGAGAACUGUUUUUACAGCUGAUUAAAGACACGGGUCUAAACCGACCCUGAACAAAGUGGGUGCGUAGUAAACGCUAACACAGGAGGAAGGUUAAAUUCCACUUUCUUCUUCUCUGACAACAACACAGUUCUAUCAUCGCCAACAUGUCAUGGUUAGUUUACCACCACACCCAGAUUAUAAUCCAACUUCCUCAAAUAUCCUCUGUACUCUGUUUUAUGUCUUUUAUAAGAUUUUUAUUCCACCCACAAUUUUCAUAUUAAAUCAUUUCCAGAGUAUUUCUGUGAGUUAGUUUUACUUCACUGCCACUGACUGCUUUAGUGAAACUUUGACGGUUAAUUUUUAUAGAAAACGGUUGUUUACUGCUGACCUUAACACACCUAAUCCAGUCACCUGACCAAUGACUUUACACCCAAGCCGUAAAUCGCCUUGUAGUGAAUCCAAGAAAGAACAACAGUCAACAUGUUUUGGUCUUUUUUGUUGAUUCUCCUUUAACAGAAAUGCUCUGAGGCUCUCUCUGAAGCAGACUUUGUCUUUGUCUGUUAUACAACUUUAUUUUUCUGGACUCCAGCAGUUUUAUUAAAAACCAUGACCAUGCAGUUGUAGUUCUUUUACCCCAAUAGAAACCCUAUUUUCAACCACAUCUCUUUUUUUUGUAAUUUUUAAUUUGAUUUUUUAAGCUUUUUUCAGAGUUAACAAAAUUACAUUUCCAAAUAUAGCAGAAUCAGUUCAAUACAGUAAUUUCAAUAUUGAACCAUCGUUUCAGUGAGAAAUAAAAAGUAGAUAGUGAAGAACGAGACGCAAACAGAAACACAAAAGUAACUUUAAUAAAAUAAUUUAUGCCAAACAAAA
Messenger RNA from Xyrichtys novacula (pearly razorfish), 5631 nucleotides. The record is from the annotation of a GenBank genome assembly. Lineage: Eukaryota; Metazoa; Chordata; Actinopteri; Labriformes; Labridae.